Messenger RNA from Alosa alosa (allis shad), 3575 nucleotides. It is a transcript of the gene znf106b, whose product is annotated as zinc finger protein 106b. Bases 431 to 2866 code for a protein of 811 amino acids. The record is from RefSeq and is a predicted model, not a curated record. Lineage: Eukaryota; Metazoa; Chordata; Actinopteri; Clupeiformes; Clupeidae. Gene Ontology annotation, cellular component: cytosol; membrane. Gene Ontology annotation, molecular function: SH3 domain binding; RNA binding. The transcript is spliced from 9 exons.
GGCGUCCAUGGACGCGAGUUUUGGCCGUGGUUUUGGCUCUGAAACAUUGCAUUUGAAAAUAAUGAUAUUCCCUCGGUUGUUAUGUAUAUAAUACGAAUUAUUGAGUGAUAUCUAUAUUUUCUAGAGGUUCGCUAUUUACAGUCAGUCGCACGCUGUCUGUUGCAGUGCAGUCAAAGUAAGUAACAUUUGCAGAUGCUAAUAUAGUUAGCUGCCUGACUGGCUUAAAUACCACCUAAAAUGCAUUUUGCAAUCUGCAAUGGCAGAUAACUGUAUCUGUAACUGGAGAGAAUUGCUCUAUAGUUUUUCUUUUUCAGAAUAAAAUAUAUUCAGAGAUGUGUUGUCAUUCUAUGGUCUCCGAGCCAGUAAAAUGUCACUGAGCAUCUUAUCAACGGUGAAAUAUUUCAUUAAUGCAUAACUAGCUGUUAUCAAGAUGACUAAGGCACCGAAAAAGAAAGGCUUGACGAAAUGUUAUGUCUGCACGCACAGUUACAAAGCAGAGGAGGUAGAUGAACACAUGAAUGGUGUUACCCAUCACCUUGUGUUGGAACAACUAUAUAACAAGAGUCGCCCCCACCAUUGCCUGGUCUGUGGAUGUGUAUGGAAGGGCCUAACACUCUACCGGCAGCAUGUUGGAACUCCAGCACACAAACAGAAAAUCGCUGCACUGGCAAAACAACGCCGCAGUGGUGCGAAUGUGGCACUAAAGUACACAACCCCUCCGGACCUGAUUAACCUGUGCAGGGAGCGUGACCGACUGAACACCGAGAACAAGGCCAAGAGAAGACUAGAAAAGAUUAAUGCUCGGAAAGCCAGGCACCAGGGAAAGGCCUGUAACAGUAAAGGCACACAGUCCAACAGUACACAUCAGCAUCCACAUCCAUAUCCACAUCACCAACAGAACAAGGAGAACAACAACAGGUCGAGUCAGAGCCCAGGCGGCGAACCUCGUGGGCGUUCUCCGUCACCUGAUUCCCCAUCGAGCUCCUCAAACAGGGAGUGGGACGGGCCCGCUCUGCAUCAGGAGGUCUCUAGCUCACAGGCAGAUGGAGCCGGAAGCAGUAGGACCGAUUCUGUGUGUUCAGAACCAGAGCUACACAGCAGUCACGCCGCAAGAUCCAAAGAGCAAGGGGGUUCUUUCCAAAGUAGCGGGUGUGGCAACCGGCCGUCUGCAAGCCAGUUCUUCUCAGAGAUCGACUUUAGUCUGGAUUUCACCAACGAUCUGCUUCCCCCAGUGGGGGCCCUGCUCUUUGCACAUCCACCAGCGGUCAAAGCAGGGCCGUCCAAGGGCAAGGGCAAGGUCAGCAACCAUACCGGUGCACUUUCCACAGAAACUGCUGACGGCAAACAAAAUGCCUCACCGCAGGCAAAGAGGUCAAGAAAGAGGCCGCUGAACCCAAGCGAAGGACCACCUGGCUCCUCAACCGAGCACAAUCGCCAAGAGGACCUUCCCCGGGCACCGGGAUUGGUCAAAGCUCACGUGCAGCACAUCUCCACCAUUCUGCGGCGAAUCAGGAAGUCCUUGGAUGAGGAAGGUCUGGCCAAUCUGCAACCCCCCAGCACCUCAACCACAGAUGAUGAUGGGCACAACAGGGUGCUAAAGAAACUAAAGACCGAGCACGAUGGAGAUGGACAUAAUUCUGAGGAAGGGACCGGUGUUGAGGAUGAAGAAACCACAAACUCCGACUCCAGAGAGACUCUCCAGCCCACACAGUCCCCUAAAAGCAGCAGCAGUAGUGCAGCUGACCCACCUUCUUCCUCCCAGAGCAGGCUGGGUCUCCCCGAGCUGCUCAAACGUGACCUGAGCCGCCUCAGCGCCAAGAGCGGCGCUCACCACGAGCCCAACCUGACGGCGGCGCGGCGAGUGCGGACGCUCAGCAGCUCACAGACGGGCGAGGCGGAGAAGGAUGUGGCGGCAGGGCCAGGCCUGAGACCCACGCUGCAGAAGCUCAUCAACUCCACGGUGGCCAAGAGGAAGGUUAACUGGAAGGAGCUCUACCAGGAGUACCACAAGAAGAAGAGGCUGAGGGAGAAGGGCAUGCCCAGGUUUGGUAUUGAGCUGGUGAGUCCAGUAGUGCCGCUCCCAGAUGACCUUCACCUGGAGGAGGUCCAGGACCUGCCCUUGGGAGAGGACUUUCAGUGGGACUCUAUAGACUUUGACACCAGCGGCUCUCCAAUGUGCUGUGAGGAUCCAGUGCCUGAGGAACCCUAUCUAGAAGACCACGAGCCCUCAGCUGGGCAUGUGGACGGGGACACUGGGCCGCACAGACCUGCAGGGGUCUUUGUGAAGAUAGAGAAAGAUGAUUGGGGUCAGAGGGAUUUGCAGGAUGUUCCAUCACCUGCUGAGUCAUCAUGCCAUGACAAAGAGGACCGACCUGGAUCAGAACGAGCAAAACCCAAAAAAGAGAGGCAGGUUGAUGAGCUGCUGGCGGUGUCAUUGAGAGAGGAGGAGUUGAGCAGCUCGUUGCUAAAUCUGGAGGACAGUUUGACCCAGGCGCGUGGCACCCUACAGGAGGCCUACGUGAAGGUGCAACAACUCCUGAUGGUCAGGGAACAGACUGCGAGUGACAUUAAUGCACUGAGGGCCAAACGCAUCGAGAUCCUGAGGUUCAUGCGAGGUGGGAGUAGCGCAGAUGAUGGAGAGAAACAGAAAACCAAGCGCAGCCCAGAGCGAUCCCCCCAGCCUCUGAGCUCCUCGCAGCCCGAUGCACUUCCUGGUCCUCCCCCUGACGUCCCUAAUGAAGUUGCAAAGUGUGCGCCAUCCACGGUGAGGCUGGAUGAAGCUACACAGCUGGCUGUAUCCAUGAAAGAGGAGCCGGCCAGCCCUACUUCAGGUCAGGGCCUCGAGGUUUCUCCUGUAGCCCUCUGAUGCAUGUUUGUCAGAGUGGCGCUUGUUCUUCGCUUCUCAGCCAUAUGUUUGUUUCCUGUUUUCGUAUAAUGCUAUCCAAGACUUGAUAACUUGAAGAGGACUAGAGCAGCAUGACACUUUUUUGGAGCAUUCCCUUUUGAGUGUAAUUUCAGUAUUUUCAUCCAGUGUUCACUUGGAUGAAUGUACCCCUCCUUUACACCAGAGGGCGCCCUUGACCUCUCACAGUCAGGGUGCACAUAGCAGUUCCCUUCUGUUGAGAAGUGUGGUGUGGCAUCACCAGACUCUAGGGACACUCGCAUGGCAAGGCCCUUCUCACUGCACUGACACUAAUCAUAUAACAAGCUAUUGGGAAACUGGGGUCGGGGAAAAGAAGUUAAAUGUACAAAAGAUUUUUUUUUUCCUGUCGUUGUUGGAAAGAGCAAAUUUUAUAUUCUAAUAAAGUAUGCACUCUGUUCUGAAUUAAAUGGGGAAGAGAAUGACCCUUGUUAUGUUUAAACGUUGUCCAAACGUGUUUUUUUUUUUUUUUUUUAUCAAGGCAUUAAAUAAAUUGUACAUAAUUUAUUAACAUGCAUUGUGCCAUACUUGAUGUUGUUUAUGUUUUAUCACCAGUGUAUAAUUAAUCCAUUGUUUAUGACAGUUGGCUUUCUGAGAACAGGUUGCAAUGCUUUGCCUUGAUAAUACGUUUAUUAAAAAAUCUUUUUUCAUUUGA